Messenger RNA from Temnothorax curvispinosus, 2284 nucleotides. It is a transcript of the gene Ndc80, whose product is annotated as kinetochore protein NDC80 homolog. Gene Ontology annotation, biological process: attachment of mitotic spindle microtubules to kinetochore. NCBI's taxonomy places the organism in Eukaryota, Metazoa, Arthropoda, Insecta, Hymenoptera, Formicidae. Bases 164 to 2125 code for a protein of 653 amino acids. The transcript is spliced from 2 exons. The record is from RefSeq and is a predicted model, not a curated record. Gene Ontology annotation, cellular component: Ndc80 complex.
AGUCAAGUUGGCCCAAGUGAGAGAAUUUUGCCGUCUUGGAUUGGCGAUACUGGACUCAGCUGACUAACCGAAAAUUCAAAUUCCAUUUCCAAGUUUCACGGGAGGUAACCUGCUUGCGGAUUUCGUAGUUUUGUUUUCGUUUUCUCUCACGAAAAUAAUAAUCAUGCAACAGAAUUCAGUCAGACGUAGAUCGUCCAGUAAUCCCGUAAGGAUAUCCAUGAUCGAACGGGAAGAUAAGAGCUCGACAGGAGCUCGAACGGAUCAACGGAAGACACAGACAUUGAAACCGAAGGGAAUCUCGACUGGUGAGGUCUCUCAUAUUCCCAGGGCUCGUUUUCGGAGCUCUUCCAGCGACCGAGCGGGAUCGCUCGGCAGAAAAUCGUACUUGAAAGUAACAGGCAAAACUCCGCUACGGCAACCAACAACUCCAAUCACCCCGGUGAAAGUCGCCACUAAGCAUGCUAUCCCAGGUACAGUGCUUACAGCAAGUUCUAGUAAACUUCAUUCGUCGUUAUCAAUCGGUCGAUCACCGUCCGGCGACCGUGCUAGCACCAUAGGAGCUAAGGGCCCCAGAAAGGACACAAGACCCCUAGCGGAUAAGGUUUAUCAGAUGGACCUAUUAAAAGAGAUCGAUAAGUUCUUUGAGAUAAAUCAGUGCUCGACGAUGUUAAACAGCAACGGGAGUUUGAAACCAAUUACAUUGAAGAUGUUCGUGGAGGUCUCUAGCUUUCUAUUGAAGUACUUCGACGUCAAGCAUACUCUCACGAUGGCAAAUUACAUAGAUGAAUUACCAAAAUGCGCAAAGAAGUUACACUAUCCUGGCGUGAUGAACAAAUCAUGGCUUAAGACUGCCAACGCAAUGCAUUCGUGGCCCUAUGUUCUCGGUUGGAUCGGCUGGUUGGUGGAAGCAUACAAAGUGAGAGAGCUCGCAUUGAACAGAUACCAACUGGAAACUUUGCCGUUCAUAGGAACGGAGCAGCAGGCUCAGAGUUGUAGCAUGGAGUUUCAAACAUUGUUGGAAUGUUAUAGAGUUUGGAAUGACGAGGAAAAAGCCCACGAGGAGGUAGAACUAUUGAACCAAUAUCUGCAGAACGUUUUAGUUCAACAAGGCAUUACUGACUGCGAUCUAGCUCAGGCACAUAAAGAAUUGGAGGAAGAAGAAGUGAAGUUGCAGAUGCAUGAGGAAGAGUCACAAGAACUCGAUAAAAAAAUUGAAUAUUUACAACAGAAAUUAGCGUCUUCGCGCGCCAAGGAAUCUAAAAUAUUAAACGAUAUUAAAAGCAUGGAGGAUUGUAUAAGCAAGUUUUCCGCCGAGACAAAUCAGUUAAAUACAGAACGUGAAGUUUUAAAUGAGCAAAUUCAAAUAGGAAAUAAACAAUAUGAAGAAUUAUUCUCAAUCGUGAAGAAUCAACCCAUGUCUAAGAUUGAAAAGGAAAAUAUCAUUAAAAAAUGCACGGAGAUUCAAAACUACAUACACCAAUUUGACGAGCAUUUGAAAGAUUACCAAAAGGAAUCGUACAGUUUAGAUAUCAAAUUCGCGUCUUUCAAUAAUAAUCUCAAUAUGGCAAUAUUGGCGUAUAAUAAGGAGGUCUUUAUGCUUAUCGACAAUGAUGUUGGUCUGAAUUUCGAUGACGUAAAGCUCCCGGAAAAAGAAUUGUUGAAACCGGAGAUGAUGGAUAUAAUGGAAGAAAAGGCCUCUUUAAUAAGAACAUUCAAAGAGACAUUGAUGAAGCAAUGCAACGAGAUAGAGUCUCUUAUUCAAUUCGAAACCAUGAAAUUGGAGAAACUCCAAGAAGAAAUUAAAUCUUUGCCGGAUGAAAACAAAUUGAAAGAAGAUAUAUCUCACAUUAAUGAAAUGAAGGCAGGUGCGAAGAAGGAGAAAGCCAAACUUAUAAAACAGAUAGAAGACUUGAAAAACGAAAUUAAAGCAAUGGAAGAUAUGAUGCCAGAUUUACAAGCGGAAGACUUCGAAAUAGAAGAGGCACAAGACAAAUUAGAUGCAGUUAUAAGAAGAAAGAUGUUUCUAGAGCAAGCUGCCAAACGGUUUUUCGAAGAAUUUUAUAAAACUGUCGGCGAGCAUAGAAAAGAGCUUUAUAAUAUUGCAACAAAAGAUAGAACGCUAUAGAAUUACAUCUCUGCACAAAUAUUUUUAUCAUGAUAUAUGUCCAUCAUUCCUUCGCCACAUUACCCCAUAUUAUUUGUAUUGUAUAAUCUAUUACACACUAUAUUGUAUAUUAUACGGUUUCAGUAAAAUGUUGUCGCAUCUUAUUAAAAUAUAAUAUGU